AUGGUGUAUACAAUUAAUGAUAUGAACACGACAGAAAACAACAACUUACAAGAAAAAAUCCAGUUCCAAAAGUUACAGCAGGACAAGGUCCCGGAGACAAAACCAGAAGGACCGGUUGUCAGAAGAACCAUUCCACUCCCUAGUACCAACGGAUUUACUAGCACCGAGAACUUGGUCAUGAAGUCUGGCAUGGCUAACCACACUGGGAUCGUUAAUCCUGCCUUCAGUGAGAAUGUCGACAGCGUCAACACAGAGGCGCCAUCUUGGAGUGACACAAGUAGUACCAGUGACAACAAAGAUCCCAAUAGCUCACGUGCAUCAACUCUCACGAGAACCAUGGACAAUGACGCUUUUCCGGAACCUGACCGGAACUACAGCGUAAUCAACGAAACAAGGGACUCUACUCUAUCGUUAAACCUUGAUAAAAAGUCAGCCAUUAAACCUUGGGACGUAUUUCGGAUAACGCCGAGGAAAAGUACCUCAAUAUUCGAUGACUUGUUCGUAAACGUAUUAAAAAAGGUUGUCAAGGUGAUCGUCAGUAUAUUUUUGACACUUUUCAUCAUGAUGAUGACAAUAUUGAGUAAGAGUAUGUUAUUUCUCAUAACAUCAAACAUGUACACGAAUGUGACUUUGGAUUGCGUGACAACAUUGUUGCCAAGGGAAGUGACAUCAUGUCGUCGGGUACUUCCGGACGAACCACUGAAAGACACGUUUCAAUUCUCUCAAAAUGUGGAGGUUCGAUGGGUGUGGGCUUUGUUCAUUGUGGUGUGCACGCCCUACAUGUUCACAUGCGUGAAAUCUCUAUGGAGAGUUUGUUUCAAGAAGACACGACACACAAGAUGCCGUGUGUUAGCGUUGGUUCUAGUCAUCGAAACAUUUCACUCCCUGGGAAUCAGCAUUUUUGCUUUUUACCUACUUCCGACAUUAGACCCCGUCAGAGGGCUGCUGCUGACUUUCGGGGUGGCUUUUUUGCCGUCUCUUCUAAAGAUAUUCGACAACAAGAGCGAGCGCGGUAAACCAGUCUAUCUAUUGGUAGCUGACUUUGUCGCGAUGGUGUUUCAAGCCUCAGUGUUGAUCUUUUGGCCAGCAGUGAACUUGACACGUGGUGAAAAUCUGAACGAGUCCUGGUCUAUACUCGUCUCUCUGUUUCUGAUUUCGUUAGGUUGGUGGGAGAAUUACAUCAACAAAUUCACACAUUUAGGGAAAUUUGGAAACGCUUUAAAGGAAUUUAAAAGGAAUAUUCGCCGUAUGAGGACCCGGAUUUACAUGAUAGUCAGUUUCUGGAAGAUAGUGGUCACUUUUGGAUUUAUGCUAGCUCUGAUGAGUGAAUUCAAAGCUCCAUGCGUGGCAGAACUGCUCUAUCUUGGUGAUGACAAAGCUAUGAAUUGUCCGCACUUUGUGAAUCCUUUAAAUGCGGCAAACGUUGAAAGCACAAACUACAUGAACGACCCUUUCUGGAUAAGUAUGGUGCAAGUGUUCUCUUGUCUCUUAUGUUACACGUUCGCUAAAUCUGCCUGUAAAAUCCUCUUGCAAGUUGUCAGUUUUUCUCUACCACUCAUGUUAGCGGCUCCCAUAAUGUUAGGUCUUUUUAUGGGGAACUGCGAGUCAUUUAAGUUGAAUGGAUCCACGGGCCCACUAAUGCCUGACUACCUAUACUGGACAUGUGACAUACACGGAGUUUCCUAUGACUUCCUGGAUAGCCUCGUUUCCGACUACUAUCUUCCGGUUGCCCUCGGUUGGUGGCUUUCUUUUAUGUGGGUAACCUUCCAUAUAUGGAUUCCACGUGUGGAGCGAUUAGCGCAGACAGAAAGACUUUUCGUCCAGCCACUAUACUGUGGCGUUCUCCUCGAACAAUCGUUGAUGUUAAACAGGCGUCGAGAUGAUAAAGACAGAGAAUCUCGGGGGUCAGAAAAGGUAAAACAGUUCACAGAGGAGAAUACCUACAUGCCAGCUGACAAGUUUGGACCUAGGAUGCCAAUUCGGAAUUUAUCUAUACAAUCAAACAUCACGCCCAUGAUCUAUGUGUGCGCCACCAUGUGGCACGAGACGAGAAAGGAGAUGAGUCAGAUGCUGACAUCACUUUUCAGACUGGACAAUGACCAGUGUGCUCGUAAGAAUGCACAGAAAUUUUUCGAUGUCGUGGAUCCUGAUUAUUAUGAAUUCGAAGUACACAUAUUUUUCGAUAAUGCUUUUGACGCCCACGAUGACGACGAGUACGAAUAUCGAGCAAACACUUUUGUGAAGCAGAUGAUAAGUGUAUUGGACGAAGCGGCUAGUAAAGUUCACAAGGUAAUGGUGAAGAUAUCACCCCCGACCAAGUACCCGACACCAUAUGGCGGCAGGCUGGAAUGGACACUUCCCGGGAACAAUAAACUUACCGUCCAUCUCAAGGACAAUGCCAAGAUUCGGCACAAAAAGCGUUGGAGCCAGGUUAUGUAUAUGUACUACCUACUCGGAUACAAAUUAGUGGCACAACCUCUCGACGCCCGCCGGAAGCAAAAACUGGCUGACAAUACAUUCAUCUUAGCUCUGGAUGGAGAUGUCGACUUCAAGCCUUCAGCAGUUCAACUCCUCGUUGACCGUAUGAAAAAGAACGAAAAAGUUGGAGCAGCAUGUGGACGAAUUCACCCUAUUGGAACAGGUCCAAUGAUAUGGUAUCAGAAGUUCGAAUACGCCAUAAGUCAUUGGCUCCAGAAAGCUACAGAACAUAUGAUUGGCUGCGUACUCUGCAGCCCCGGAUGUUUCUCGUUGUUUCGAGCCUCGUCUCUGAUGGAUGACAACGUGAUGAGGAAAUACACGACACUUUCGUCUAACGCGAGACACUAUGUACAGUACGAUCAGGGUGAAGACCGUUGGUUGUGUACAUUGCUGCUCCAGCAAGGUUACCGUGUUGAAUACUCCGCUGCCGCUGACGCGUUGACCUAUGCCCCGGAAGGAUUUAAUGAAUUUUACAACCAGAGAAGACGAUGGGCACCAUCAACUAUGGCCAAUAUCAUGGACCUGCUAAUGGACUGGAGAAAUGUCAUCUCCAUCAACGAAAACGUGUCCGGCCUGUACAUGCUUUACCAGCUGUUACUAUUUAUAUCGUCCCUCGUCACCCCCGGAACUAUCUUUCUCCUAAUUAUCGGUGCUCUCAAUAGCGCAUUCCGAACUGACCUCGUCACCUCUCUGAUGAUCAACCUCACACCUGUAGUGCUGUUCCUUAUUGGGUGUUUUGUUUUAAAGCCGAAAUGGCAGCUCCGCCUCGCUGGUGUGCUAUCAUUGAUCUACUCCAUGGUGAUGAUGGUGGUCAUUGUUGGUCUUGGUUUGGAAAUCAAACGAGAGGGAAUUUGUUCACCGACCACCAUAUUCCUUCUUUUCCUCGUGGGAGCGUUUAUCCUUGCCGCUGUCUUCCAUCCUCAGGAAUUUACGUGUUUGUUGCAUGGCGCCCUCUAUUUCCUGGCAGUACCAAGCAUGUCUAUGUUGCUUAUGAUAUAUUCUAUAUGUAACAUGCACGUUGUUUCCUGGGGAACACGUGAAAAUGCCGUUGCUACAAAUCCCGCGGAGCCAAAGAAAGCCGGCAAAUCCAAAAAGUUAACAUCCAUAAUGGAUAAAUUCAAAAACAAGAACCAGGAAGAUAGCGACUAUGCAUUUUCUUUCGGGAACCUAUUCAAGUGUCUGUGUUGUCCCAAAACACAACAAGACCAGACAGGAGAUACGUUCGCCGCCAUUUUAGAGAAGCUCGAUAGCCUUGAAUCAGCUAUAUUUAAGAAAAAAUCUACAGUUCAAUCUGCUGAUGCUGGAACACACGUGACAGACGAGGAUUUUAACGGAAAGGGGACAUUGGAUAAUCGGAGACGUUCGGACGAGUCCGGUAUCCGAUAUAACCCGAUCUACCAUAAUAAAGCCAUGCCUCACGAGGAUGAUACGCCAUUUUGGAUCCACGAUCCUGACAUUGGACAUGGAAAGAUCCGUUACCUCAACAAAGACGAGAAGUCAUUUUGGAAAGACUUGGUUUCAAAAUAUCUCUUCCCGCUGGAAAGUAACGAAAGCCAAAAGAAAAAAAUGCAGAAGGAUCUUAUUCAGCUUCGGAAUAAGAUAAGCUUGAUGUUUUUCAUGAUAAACGCACUGUUUGUGAUUAUCAUAUUCAGCUUGCAAUAUUCCAAUGCUACCAGUAUAAACGCAGAUGGAACACCGGGUUCUGGCCUAGCUAUUCCUCUCCCGUGCAGGGACACGGAGACAGGCAAACAACUUUCUCUGGAACCUAUUUCUCUUCUGUUCAUGGCGGUGUUUGGUAUUGCACUUGUCAUCCAGUUUGCUGCAAUGUUCUUCCAUCGUCUGGCGACCUUCCUGCACAUUAUGGCCUCGACAGAAGCUAACUGUAUGAAGCCGAAUCAGACUGAAAUCGCCCAGAUGGACAUAGCUAGUAAAGUGCAGUUAGUGAAAGAGAUGCAGAGUUUCGUUGAUGAUGAUGACACCAGGUCUAUCUCAACCACCGGAAGUGAUCUAGAUGAGGAUAGCAGUAUAACUUUAGACGAUUCUCCAAAGAUCAGACGAAGAAAGACGAUUAUACGGUUGACGAAGAGAAAGCGGCGGCAAGGUCCUCAGGCUGGAAGUCUUGGGGGAAAGUUCCUUAACAAUUUCAUUGAAUUUGCCAAGGAUCUUGAGAAACGAGGAAGUGAAAACAGCAAUAGCGGCGCCAGGAAUAGGAGGAAAGGUAGUGACAAAAAGAGGAGCAAGAAGGCCCAAAGGGCGUUAGAGUCUCUGGAACAAAACAAGGAAUCAGUUAUACAUAAGGCUGAAGUCAUCAAAGACAGAUGGAAAAACUUAGCCACAAAAGCCAAAUACGAGGGCCAAGGUAACAACUGGGGAUCUUUAUUAAGAUCGGUAAUGGGCCAAUCUCGUACGAGCCUCAACACUAUUUCCGAAGAUGACAAGCGAAACUCGUGGUUCCGAGGUUUUGUUAAGAUGACCAGAUCAAACAGUGAAUUUUCGUUACCAGAUAUGGGUUCGUGGUCAAACAGGAAUAGCUACGCUGAGCCUAUUUUCAAUAUCAUCACUGACGGUAUAGGACCAACAGACGCAUUACGUCAAAAAGACAACGUGAAAUCUAUCGGUGUGAUUAACAACGGCAAACAUGACAGAAACAUGGAUGUUAUUAUUGAAAGUGCCUCUCCCACUCGGAAGGCUGAACACAUUUAUGACACAGCCGAUGGUGGGGCGGGAAUCGUGAAUGAUUCAGACUCUGAAACCGAGGCUUCGGAUGCCUCGUCCUCACGGCAUGUGCCGCGUGACAAUGAUGUUGAAUUAAGACGGGUGACAUCCACAGAGCACAAACUUUCGAACGACACAGGUGAUACACAAUUAUGA
Molecule: messenger RNA, 5349 nt
Organism: Ylistrum balloti
Lineage: Eukaryota; Metazoa; Mollusca; Bivalvia; Pectinida; Pectinidae
Product: chitin synthase chs-2-like
Exons: 15
Coding region: 1-5349 (1782 amino acids)
Cellular component (GO): cell septum; cell periphery
Molecular function (GO): chitin synthase activity
Source: RefSeq, a predicted model, not a curated record